AUGGAUUUCAAUGAAUUGGACAUUGUAGCGGCCCUACGGCAUUUUCUCGAAGGGUUUCGACUACCCGGUGAAGCGCAGAAGAUUGAUAGGUUAAUGGAGAAAUUUGCAAGUCGCUACUGUGAUUGCAAUCCAAAUAACACACUAUUUGCCAGUGCUGAUACCGUCUACGUGUUGGCCUUCAGUGUGAUUAUGCUGACGACGGAUCUACAUUCGCCACAGGUGAAGAACAAAAUGACCAAGGAGCAGUAUAUCAAGUUGAAUCGUGGUAUAAGUGAUUCGAAGGAUUUACCAGAGGAAUAUCUAUCGCAGAUCUAUGAUGAAAUAGCUGGGCAUGAGAUUAAGAUGAAGAAUACGAGUGUGGCAAAACCAGGUGGAAAUCGUCAGAUAAUUAUCAAUGAGAAGAAGCGUAAACUGCUGUGGAAUAUGGAAAUGGAAGCAAUUUCCACAACAGCUAAGAAUCUAAUGGAAUCUGUGUCACACUUCAAGUCACCCUUCACAUCGGCUAAGCAUUUGGAACAUGUAAGGCCUAUGUUUAAAAUGGCCUGGACACCAUUUCUAGCUGCCUUCUCGGUUGGUUUGCAAGAUUGCGAUGAUACAGAAAUUGCCAGUCUAUGUCUCGAUGGAAUUCGCUGUGCUAUUCGUAUUGCAUGCAUCUUCCACAUGACACUCGAAAGAGAUGCCUAUGUUCAGGCAUUGGCUAGAUUCACAUUGCUAACGGCAAAUUCACCAAUAACCGAGAUGAAGGCCAAAAAUAUCGAUACCAUAAAAACCUUGAUUAUGGUAGCGCACACAGAUGGAAAUUACCUAGGUAGCAGUUGGCUGGACAUUGUCAAGUGUAUAUCACAGUUAGAACUAGCUCAGUUGAUUGGUACUGGCGUAAGACCGCAGUAUCUCUCAGGCCCGACACAUCGAGAUGCCUUAGAUCCGAGCGUCAAGGAGCACAUUGGAGAAACGAGUUCGCAGAGUGUUGUAGUUGCAGUUGAUCGGAUAUUCACAGGAUCAAUAAGGCUCGAUGGUGAUGCAAUUGUGGAUUUUGUACGGGCACUGUGUCAGGUGUCCAUGGAUGAGUUGCAUGGUCAUCAACCCCGAAUGUUUUCACUGCAGAAAAUUGUUGAGAUAUCAUACUACAAUAUGGGCCGUAUUAGGCUUCAGUGGUCAAGAAUCUGGCAAGUUCUCGGUGAUCAUUUCAAUGCAGUUGGUUGCAAUACCAAUGAAGAGAUUGCCUUUUUUGCCCUAGAUUCACUCAGGCAGCUGUCAAUGAAGUUCAUUGAGAAGGGUGAAUUUACAAAUUUUCGCUUCCAGAAGGAUUUUUUGCGGCCUUUUGAGCAUAUUAUGAAGAAAAAUCAAUCACCAGCCAUAAGAGAUAUGGUUGUACGGUGUUUGGCUCAAAUGGUGAAUUCACAGGCGCACAACAUCAAAUCUGGCUGGAAGAAUAUUUUUUCAGUGUUCCAUCUGGCUGCAGGUGAUCACGAUGAGGCCAUAGUUGAAUUGGCAUUUCAGACCACAGGAAAGAUCAUUACGGAUUUGUACCAGAGACAAUUUCACAUAAUGAUCGACUCAUUCCAAGAUGCUGUGAAGUGUCUGUCGGAAUUUGCGUGCAAUGCUCGCUUUCCGGACACUAGCAUGGAGGCUAUAAGAUUGGUACGAACCUGUGCACUAUGUGUUCACAGUGCUCCCCAUCUAUUUGCCGAGCAUGCUGGCAUGGAGAAUGAUGUGGCUGUGUCGGAGGAGGAUAGAGUUUGGGUGAGAGGGUGGUUCCCAAUGCUCUUCUCCUUGUCCUGUGUGGUGAAUCGCUGUAAGUUAGAUGUGAGAACCAGAGGCUUGACUGUUAUGUUUGAAAUUGUCAAGAAUCACGGUGAUGCCUUCAAGGCCAAUUGGUGGCGUGAUCUUUUCAAUAUUCUCUUUCGUAUCUUCGACAAUAUGAAACUACCUGAACAGCAUACGGAAAAGGCCGAAUGGAUGACAACUACGUGCAAUCAUGCCCUCUAUGCAAUUGUUGAUGUCUUCACGCAAUACUUUGAUAUACUAGGACCACUACUCCUACAUGAUCUCUACACCCAAUUGCAUUGGUGUGUACAGCAAAAUAACGAACAAUUGGCAAGAUCAGGAACAAAUUGCCUAGAAAAUCUGGUAAUAUCCAAUGGGUUGAAGUUCACGUCAGAAACUUGGGAUAGUACGUGUCAAUGUAUGCUAGACAUAUUCAAUAAUACCCUUCCGUCAGAAUUGCUCACAUGGAAGCCAGAUCCGAACUUUGUGGCACCCACUAGCAAUACCAAUCAAAUGAAUCACAAUCGUCAUGGAAGUGCUAAUGCCCUGGAGAAUGGUGAAGUACGACAUGGGAUUCUCAAGCGAGCAAAUUCUCAUCAUUCAGUCAUGUAUACUGGAACUCAAGAUGAAAUUGCGAAGAUGGAUCACGGAUGGAAUAGUCUGUUUGCUAGUCUACAUAUAAAAUGUGUGGUGCAGUUGGAAUUGAUUCAGACCAUAGACAAUAUUAUCUUCUUUCCGGCAACGUCACGGAAGGAAGAUGCUGAGACACUGGCUCUGGCCACAGCUGAUCUCACAGGGGGCAUCUCUAGUCAUACAGAGUGUCAGCGUGAAGAACAAGGAAUGUAUAGUUACCUCACAACACCGCAUCUGCUCAAGUUAACCGAUUGCCUCAUGCAGAGUCACAGAUUUGCCAAGCAAUUCAAUGUGAACACUGAGCAGAAGAAUGUCCUGUGGAAGGCAGGCUUUAAGGGAUCUGUUCGGCCUAAUCUUCUAAAGCAGGAAACUCAGUCACUAGCGUGCGUUCUGCGAAUAUUCUUCAAAUUGUAUAACGAUGAAAAUCGACGUACAGACUGGAUGGAUGUUGAAAGGCGAUUGAUUGCUGUCAGUCAAGAAGCUCUUGAGUAUUUCUUAAAUCUUCAGAGUGAAACACAUAGAGAGACUUGGACAUCGAUUCUCCUGCUUGUUCUAACGCGUCUUCUCAAGAUGCCCGACAACAGAUUUGCUGCUCAUAUAACGCAUUAUUAUCCAUUAUUGUGUGAGAUUAUGUGCUUUGACUUGAAACCUGAACUCAGAAGUGUCCUUAGGCGAGUUUUCCUGAGAAUUGGGCCUGUCUUCAAUGUCACCAGUCCAUGAAGAGACAUAAGAAGAGAUUAUUAUUAUCCUUCUCUAAAAUAAAAAAAGAACAGAAUAUAACUAUUCCAAAAGAAAAUCACUAAUUAUUUAGGAAAGACAUUGUGAGGAAAUGUAAUACUAAUUUCAUACCAUAAAAGAAAAAGAAAAACUUUACGUAGGUGAAUUUAGAGUGAAGUGAAAUAAAUAUUUUGUGUUUUUUAGACGAGAUAAAAUCAAAAUUGAUAAUUGUUAUUCAUUAUUCAUCAUGCAGUUGAGAAUUACAAGUGCUAGAGAGGAGCUUUCUUUAGUUUUUAAUUUAUCAAAUUGACAUCAAUUCCAUAAUAAAAAGCAUUCGCAAAAUUAUUUAUCCACUUGUAUUGAUUUGAUAGUUGCAUAUAUUAAAAAGAAAAAAUGACGUUAAAAAUUGUCUUUAAAAUUUGAUGUUUGUAAAUUGUAAAUGGUAAACAUAAAUAAAUUAUUCACUAUCGGAAAAAAUACAAAA
This is a messenger RNA of Phlebotomus papatasi, 3601 nucleotides long. It is a transcript of the gene Sec71, whose product is annotated as brefeldin A-inhibited guanine nucleotide-exchange protein 1. The transcript is spliced from 2 exons. Gene Ontology annotation, molecular function: guanyl-nucleotide exchange factor activity. Gene Ontology annotation, biological process: regulation of ARF protein signal transduction. The coding region runs from base 1 to 3120 and encodes 1039 amino acids. The record is from RefSeq and is a predicted model, not a curated record. NCBI's taxonomy places the organism in Eukaryota, Metazoa, Arthropoda, Insecta, Diptera, Psychodidae.